Molecule: messenger RNA, 3206 nt
Organism: Tuber aestivum (summer truffle)
Lineage: Eukaryota; Fungi; Ascomycota; Pezizomycetes; Pezizales; Tuberaceae
Source: the annotation of a GenBank genome assembly
AGUUACCCAAUGAUUAUUCACUCAUGACUAGUGAAUUAACAACGAGUCGUACUCUUUGUUCAUACUGCUCAAUCCUCAUUGUUAGCGAUAACCUGGAUUAUCUAACUCCCGCUACGAGUAUCAGCAUCCAGGUUACCCUCCCAUCCACCAAUUUUUUUUUUCCCCCACCAAAUUUUCUUCCGAAACCUUAAUCCGACUCCACCAAAAUGUCAUUGAAAACACAUUUCCGCCCCGAAAAGAUCAUUCAGCCCUUUUACACCGGCGGAAAAGUCGCUCUUGACCAAAGUGGAAGAAUAUUGGCAACUACGCUUGACGAGGAUGUGCUUGUUACCAAUUUCGAGACAGGGGAGGAACUGGCUAGACUUGAGGGUGUAUGUUUGCCUCCAAUAUUCUAUACGCAAUUGACAGCUGACGGUACUAAAUGAAAUAAUAGGAUAUGGAACCGGUCACUACGCUAGCUUGUGAGUUUUAUCCAGACACCGGAGAGAUAAAGGCAAGAUGCUAAUAGAGAAUCGCAGUGACACCGGAUGCUUCACACUUGAUUAUUUGCUCGCGCAGCUACUCUAUGCGCAUAUACAGCUUGAGCCCAACUCAUAAAGAAAACACUGCCCACGUAAAGCCCGCCCUAUUGCGCACCGUCAAGGCGCACACGGCACCUGUAAUUGUCGCAGAAACUGACCCGACGGGAACACUCCUCGCUACCGGAGGCGCCGACGGCUUGGUCAAAGUCUGGGACAUCAAAGGCGGUUUCGUAACUCACAACCUGCGGGGCCAUGGUGGUGUUAUUUCCGCGAUGAAGUUCUACAGGCCAGAGAAUGUCGUGCGUAAUGAGCGAGGCGGUCGGAAGAGCAGCAAGGUGACAGCGGACUCAGAAGUUAUCGGGUGGCGGCUGGCUACGGGCGCGGAUGAUGCAAUUGUCAGAGUCUGGGAUUUGGAAACUAGUAAGUGCAUUGCGGCAUUGGAGAGCCAUGUCAGUGUUGUUCGGGGGUUAGAUUGGUCCCGGGAUGGCAGGACGUUGGUCAGCGGAAGCAGAGAUCAGGUUGUAUGCGUUUGGGAUGCGAAGGGCCUGAAACUGAAGGGAACUAUUCCGGUCUUGGAGGAGUUGGAGACUGUGGGCAUUCUACCGACUGGGACUGUUAAUCUGGAGGGAGUUGAAGGACAGGUGCUAUACAUGGGAGGCAAGAAGAACAGGAUUCGGUUAUGGGAUUUAUCUGGCGGAAAAGAAAUUACUCGAGCCGAGGAUGAGGAUGAAGAGGGGGGCGCAGAAGGAAUUGUAGAUAUUUUGUUUGUAAUACCCUCCCCUCGAGCUUUUUACAUUUCACUAAUAAUCCUAGAUACAAUCCCUCCCUCAAUUCCUUAAUAUCGAUCCACAACGAUCAGACCCUUCUCACCCACAGCCUAGAACUCCCAACUCCAAACCCAACAAAUCUCCCAGUAAUCCGCCGCAUCUCCGGCCACCAUGACGAAAUCAUCGAUCUCCAAUACCUAACCCCAACCUCCUCUCUUAUAGCCCUAGCAACAAACUCCGAAGACGUCCGCAUCCUCUCUGUCGACAACUCAUUCAGCGACGCUGGUAUCCUCUAUGGCCACGGCGAUAUCGUAAUCUGCCUUGAUCGUGAUUGGUCUGGAUGCUGGCUCGCUACCGGUGGAAAAGACAACGAAGCGCGACUCUGGCAUAUAGAUGAGAAAAACAAUUCCUUCACAUGCCACUCACGAUAUACCGGGCAUGCCGAGAGUAUUGGCGCUAUCGCACUCCCGAGAAAAGCCCCACCAGCAGAGAGUGAGGCCGGUAGGAAAUUCUCCGCGCCCAAGUUUAUGGUAACAGGGAGCCAGGACCGCACGAUUAAGAUGUGGCAAGUUAGGAAAAGCAAGGCGACCUACACUAAAAAGGCGCAUGAUAAGGACAUAAAUGCGAUCGACAUAUCACCUGACGACAGUAUGUUCGCCUCUGCAUCUCAAGAUCGCACGGUGAAGAUUUGGUCGCUGGAGGAAGGGGAGGUAAUUGGUGUUCUACGUGGUCAUCGUCGAGGCGUGUGGUCCGUGAAGUUUGCUCCGUACUCGAUCACGGCAGCGGUGGUCGGCGGCAUAGAGGGAACCAAGGGCGGUAGAAUGGUUGUCACUGGAAGCGGGGAUAGAACAGUAAAACUCUGGAGUCUGACAGAUUACAGCUGCCUGAAGACUUUCGAAGGGCACACCAACAGCGUUUUAAAAACAGUGUGGCUAACAAGCGGCCUACAAGUCGCCAGUUCCGGCGGCGACGGCCUUGUGAAAGUCUGGGACGUCAAGAGUGGUGAAUGUAAUACUACCCUAGACAAUCACGAAGACAAAGUACCCCCCUCCCCCCUCCCCCUCCUCCCAUUACGAACAUAACUAACUAGCAACAUUAAUUCAGGUCUGGGCCCUCGCUGUGCGCCCCGACGACAAAGUCCUCGUCUCCGGUGGUGGCGACUCAGUUGUAACAUUCUGGGCUGACGUAACUACCGAAAUCGCCGAAACCACUGCGAAAGAAGAGGAAGCGCAAAUCGAACAAGAGCAAACACUCCAAAACCAUAUCCACAACGCCGACUACCGCGCCGCAAUCACCCUCGCGCUCACACUAAACCACCCCGGCCGUCUGCUGAACCUCUUCACCGCAGUAGUCAAAACCUCACCUCCAGAGGAAGGCUCGAUAAGCGGCCUACUAGCGGUAGAUGAGGUCAUUGGAAACCUGAGUAACGAGCAAUUAUCUAUCUUAAUACUCAGAAUCAGAGACUGGAAUACGAAUGCCAAGACCGCUACAGUCGCGCAGAGGAUUAUGCAUCUUGUGUUUAGGAGCUAUGGUGUGCAGCGGUUGUUGGGGUUGAAGGUGGAUUUAACGGGGUGGGAGGCUAUCCUGAGCUAUACGAUGAGGCACUACAAGAAGGUGGAGGAGUUAGUUGACGAGAGUUACCUAGUGGAUUAUACACUCAGGGAGAUGGAGGAGAUGAUGGAGGAGGAUGUCGAUGGGAUGGAUGGGAUCGAGAUUUCGGUAGCGGUUGUAUAAUAGCUGUAGGAAGAGAAUUCAGGGGAGAGUGGGGGGAUUGUAAAAAGUAUCUGUUACUGCUAGAUAGCUAGAGUGCGAUAUCUGGAUAGAUAAAAGUUCAUCUCAUCUUCACAAAAUCGCCAUAAACAAACAAAACUCUGUCUUUCUAGUAAUAACACUCUCCCCAAAAUAUUCUACCGACCAC